Molecule: messenger RNA, 825 nt
Organism: Zychaea mexicana
Lineage: Eukaryota; Fungi; Mucoromycota; Mucoromycetes; Mucorales; Lichtheimiaceae
Exons: 2
Coding region: 1-759 (252 amino acids)
Source: RefSeq, a predicted model, not a curated record
AUGUAUACGAGCUGGUCAAUAGAAGAUACCAUUGUCAGUUCGGAGCUGAAAUGGUAUCGCGUCAGUGACCUGAUCGAUUAUAUAUACACGUUAUUUACCAUUGACUACCAAGGCGAGAAGUUCAAGGCGCCUUUGUUGGAGCACUUGUCUCCUGCGACAGAACAGCGCAGAUUCGAAAAAGGAGAUACUCUGAUAUGUCUUCCCCAAUUGAUUUACACGGCAAGCCUAGUAGCAAAGACGGCCCAGGGGAAAUAUUCUACAUUCGGCGCUGCUGCUGUUGAUGAAGACGGUAACCAUCUUAAAACAGUCUUGCUUGAACUUCUUGCACAAGCUCUCCAAUAUAUCGAAUCUUGGCAGGGCGUCUUUGACCGAACGGCUUUUGAAAAACGGUACAAACUUGACUGGAUUGAUGAUGAUGAUGAGGCCUGUGAUGUUGACUAUCACGACGAAAGCGACGCCAAGCCAAAAUUUUCAAAGCUAUCUAGGAGUGGUGACGCAUCGAAGGACCAGAGACGAAAAAAUGGUGGUCAGCAUAUCGUGCCCAUUGUAAAGCCCAUUGAAGGAACGAAGCAAGAAGACAGAAAAGAAGAAAAACACAAUGGUGAAACCAGAGCGGAUUUCAACGAUCCAGUCGAGUCGACAAGAAUGGAAAAGGAAAAUUCAUCUACAACGAACAACCUCACACCCGACCAAGAUAAUCCGCCGGAAGAUAUGCAGCACUGUAGCAAAAGUACAGAAUUUUGCACUGUAUUGAAGUAAAAGGUUCCAAUAAGAAUCCAAAUUAGCGAUUCCUCAUAAUCUUUCUUAAAUGGCUUGUUAUGAUAC